Molecule: messenger RNA, 1105 nt
Organism: Hydractinia symbiolongicarpus
Lineage: Eukaryota; Metazoa; Cnidaria; Hydrozoa; Anthoathecata; Hydractiniidae
Exons: 3
Coding region: 152-628 (158 amino acids)
Cellular component (GO): nucleosome
Molecular function (GO): structural constituent of chromatin; DNA binding; protein heterodimerization activity
Source: RefSeq, a predicted model, not a curated record
AUUAAAAAAAGACCCCAAAAACGAGGUUGUCAAACGCGGGAAAAUCAAAAGUAAUAUAGACCGUCAACAAGUUUCAGUAAAAGAUUGACGCCAUCGUGCUGCAAAGCAUCUAACAACACAUAAAGCAACCAAGAAAACAUAAAUAUACACAAUGGUAAAAACGAAGACAACCAAAUCUCCAAGGACACUUAAAAAAGCAAUGAAAAGCCCAGUUGUUACUUCAACACCUAUGACAGGUAAAGGAAACAAGAAGAGGCGGAGAUUAUCAAGUGGAGGACGAGAAUCAACAGACGAAGAGACACCUAAAAGGCGCAGAACACACCCCGGCACACGUGCUUUGAAAGAAAUUCGUUUUUAUCAAAGAUCCACUCAUUUCUUGAUACCUAAAUUAAGUUUCUGCCGUCUGGUGAAGGAGACUAUCAACAAAUCAGCAAAUAGACAAGAUUUUCGAAUUCAAUCAAAAGCAUUAGAGGCUUUACAAGAAGCUGCGGAAGCUUUUCUCAUUCGAUUUCUGGAAGAUACAAAUUUGUGUGCUAUACAUGCAAGAAGAGUGACAAUCUUUCCGAAAGAUAUGAAUUUGGUGAAGAUGUUAAAACACGAGCAACUUUUCAACGCUUUGGAAGAAUAAUUAUUUGUUAUUCAAUAACCUUAAAUAGAUGGUUGUAAUGUUUUGUUUAUUUUUAUUUUUUUCCAGGUACAUAGGAAGGUGGUUGCUUUUGUACAAAAUUGAGGUGAUGUGGAAAGUCCCAGUUUCUCUUACCUAGGGUAAAAUAAAUGCUUAAAAAAUAUAGCGGAACAAAGUAGCGUAAAUUUGCAUAGUGUCCGUAAACUUAUUUUUAACCAAAAUGGCAAUCUUUAAUUUUAAUAAUUAUUCGAAGUAUUUUUUCUAACUUUCCAACAAUUCUUGAUUUUCUAUUCAAACUUUAAUUCUGAAAGCAAAUUUCCUCCCUUAGUUAUUAUCUUCUUGUAUUUUGAGUCAGUUUGAUUGUAAUGUCUUUUCCUUUAGUUUCACUUUUUACGAACAAUUUUAUGGAAUGUUUUAACCUGUAAAUUUAUUUCAACGAUGUAUAUUUAAUCUGUAAUAAAAAACGUAUUUCGUAUACGA